Molecule: messenger RNA, 1385 nt
Organism: Rhodofomes roseus
Lineage: Eukaryota; Fungi; Basidiomycota; Agaricomycetes; Polyporales; Fomitopsidaceae
Product: cAMP phosphodiesterases class-II-domain-containing protein
Exons: 7
Coding region: 194-1282 (362 amino acids)
Biological process (GO): cGMP catabolic process; negative regulation of glucose mediated signaling pathway; cAMP catabolic process
Molecular function (GO): 3',5'-cyclic-AMP phosphodiesterase activity; 3',5'-cyclic-GMP phosphodiesterase activity
Source: RefSeq, a predicted model, not a curated record
CGGCGUUCAAAGCAAACCAGUACGUUCUGGCGAACAUUGUUCUGCCGGUAUGUGGGUGCAUCGCCACUUGGAGCAUAUAGUGCCUAUAUGAAGGUUGGGAAUUGGUCGCCAAGUCGUGUGACGACCAGCCCUAUUCGUUCCUGCUCUUAUACCACGACCGCCCGAGGUCUACGCUGUGCGAUUGGGCGUAGUUAUGCCUAGUUUCGAGUUGGUCGCGCUCGGCUGCGGCGGAGGUCCUGGUGAACAUAAUUUAUCAAGUUAUUUAUUGAAACGAUACGAUGCGCACUGGAGCGAAGGCGCUCUGGCGUUGGAAGCAGGCUCAGGCAUCGGAGCCUUGAACAAGCUUCUCAACGACCAACCCGAUCUGUUCGGCUGUCCCCAGGUCAAGAACGACGGUCCAUCGCCAUGUACAGCAGGUGAAGUCUAUUCAUGGAUCAAAUGUUUCCUACUGUCACAUGCGCACCUGGAUCACAUCAGUGGGCUUGCUUUGACUGCAAGCACACUCGGUGGGAACCGCACCGUCUUCGGUGCCAGGCGGUGUCUAGAGAACGUUGAGAACCUCUUCUCAGGCCAGUUGUGGCCACGACUCGCAUCAUGGAGCGACGAUGACAGCAUUCCUCUCAAGCUACGGGAACUUCAUAACGAUGCCAAAUACCACCCAUUAUUUCCUGGCGUAUCCGUCCGUACGAUGCCACUAAGCCACGGGCGCUACGACGGUGAACGAACAUACCACUCCUCCGCCUUCUUCAUCAAGCACGAGUCCCGCGGACGAGAGUUCCUCUUCUUCGGGGACGUCGAACCUGACAGCAUCGCCACCGAGCCACACACCCGGGACGUCUGGCGUGCCGCCGCGCUCAAGAUCCCAAACACGCUGGACACGCUCUUCAUCGAGUGCUCGUACCCGUCAGGAACGCCGGACGACAUGCUGUACGGUCAUCUCAACCCGGAGCAUCUGGUAGCUGAGCUCACAGCUCUAGCAGCCGAGGUCGUGGACGCCCGGACGCGCACACGCGAGCCCAAUAGUUCGCAGGAGUGGGACUCGGACGAGGAGCCGGUGCACGCACGCAAGAGACAACGGCGGGAUAGUGCGGCGACGCCCACGUUGCGCGGUGUUCUGGCAGGCCUGAAGGUGUAUGUCAUACACUGCAAGGACGACGUCAAGGGCGCAUAUACGGAUCCCAUCAACAGAGUGAUUGCCUCUCAGGUGCGGGCACUAGUCGAAGCGGAGGACCUCGGCGCGGAAAUUAUAGGCGUAGAACAAGGGAUGAAGAUACUUAUAUAAUGUACACGAACUCCCGGGUAUCGCGACUUCUAUGCAGUUUGCCUCAUGGACACCACGAGUCGUCGUGGUCAUUGUCCACCUGCCACGCCCCUCUGCUUCACGC